GUCCCUGAAGGCAACAGCGGCUCAGACGUGGCCCUGGUGCAGCUGCUGCGUUCAAGUGGCGCAGUGUCCCGUCUGGAGGCAGAGAGGGCGAAGUUUCAAUCUGCAUUGCAGCCUGAGCGCUGCUGCCGGGAUCCAACACAACAAUGGCGACUCCCAGUCCUAACAGCAACUCCACAGGCUCCAGCAACAGCAUCGUAGGAUCCACGUCGCACCAGUUCCACCAGCAGACACAGAGCAGCAGCAUGCAAGAAACCAACACCUGCUGGAGAUGUCAAAAUGAAACAGGGUUUCAGAUAAGCCUGUCUGGAGUGCCCCAAAGUAAACGCAAAGCUCUGAAGCUGAAUUUCGCCAACCCUCCAGUGAAGCCAGCCUCCAGGCUCCCGCUUAAUCCAGCACCUCCCUCUUUCCAUAAUCCUCACAUAGAGCGUCUGCGGACACACAGUAUCGAGUCGUCAGGGAAGCUGAAGAUCUCCCCAGAGCAGCACUGUGACUUCACUGCAGAAGAUCUGAGAGACCUCGGGGAGAUCGGUCGUGGGGCAUAUGGCUCCGUCAACAAGAUGGUCCACAAACCCACAGGCCAGAUCAUGGCUGUGAAGAGGAUUCGUUCGACUGUGGAUGAGAAGGAGCAGAAGCAGCUGCUGAUGGAUCUUGACGUGGUGAUGAGGAGUAGUGACUGCCCCUACAUUGUUCAGUUCUACGGCGCCCUCUUCAGAGAGGGGGACUGUUGGAUUUGUAUGGAACUCAUGUCUACCUCAUUAGACAAAUUCUACAAAUAUGUAUAUUGUGCAUUAGAUGACGUCAUUCCAGAGGAAAUAUUAGGCAAAAUAACAUUAGCUACCGUUAAAGCACUGAACCACUUAAAAGAAAACUUGAAAAUAAUUCAUAGAGACAUCAAACCUUCCAACAUUCUAAUGGACCGAAAGGGUAAUAUCAAGCUGUGUGAUUUUGGCAUCAGUGGCCAGCUGGUAGACUCCAUAGCCAAGACCAGAGAUGCAGGCUGCAGGCCUUACAUGGCGCCUGAAAGGAUAGACCCCAGUGCUUCCAGACAAGGGUAUGACGUCCGAUCUGAUGUGUGGAGCUUGGGAAUCACUCUGUAUGAGUUGGCUACAGGAAGGUUUCCUUACCCCAAGUGGAAUAGUGUUUUUGAUCAACUGACACAAGUGGUGAAAGGAGAGCCUCCCCAGCUCAGCAACUCCGAGGAGAGGCAGUUCUCCCCCAAGUUCAUCAACUUUGUUAACCUUUGCCUUACUAAGGAUGAAUCAAAAAGGCCAAAGUACAAGGAGCUUCUGAAACACCCCUUCAUUCUGAUGUAUGAAGAGCGUUUUGUGGACGUCGCCACCUACGUGUGUCGCAUCCUGGAUCAGAUCCCUGCCUCUCCCAUCUCUCCGAUGUAUGUAGACUGACAGAGUUAGGGCUGGGGCGGGAAGGGCGGGAGUUCACUCAAGAAGCAGUGAGUGGGACACAGAGCUUUGUGGCGCAAUGCUUGACAUCUUAGCCUUCAGAGUUACGUAGAAUCACCUGUUUAUUCACAUGUUCCAAAGAACAAAGGAACUAAGUCCCAAUUGCCCGGUGCAAUGAGAUGAAUAUUACUUAGUAAACCUUUCCACCUUCCAUCACCUCAUUUUAGAACCUAAAAUAUCAUCAUCUUCACCCACAAAACUUUGAAGACAUGGCAUUGUCUUAGUAAAAUGCAAUGCAUCUUUUUAUGUGAGGAAAAAGGAAUAGAGUAUACAUAUAUGGAAUAUAUAUACUUGAAGUCGUACAAAAAUGCAGAAUCUACCAAAUAAAAUGUUGAACAGUGAUGCUCAUGACAUAUGAACAAAAAUAGCCACCUAAUGGAUUGUACAUUGUGGACUGUAUGUAUGCAUAUAUGUGUUCACCUCUGAACUGUUGACAUGCCGACAGAUCUACUGUCUAAACAACCACACUCCUUUCACACAGUCUAUUGUGAGCACCUUAACUCAAGGUAAAAGAAAGAGUAUGCAAAAGUGUUUCUCUCUGGAAAGCUCAUGGAUUCGGUAGCGUGGCUUUACUCAUUAGCUUUUCCUUUUCUUUUUUUUUUUUCCAGUAUGCAAUCUGUGAGAGUUUGUCUUGAUACAAGAGUGGGACGACUGACAGUUCUCACAUCUAACGCUGGCAUCAGUUCCUAUCUCUUGUCUGUUAUCAAUAUGUUUGAGUCACAUUCCUUAGCAUCUGGUUUCCUGAAAUGCAGUUUCUUCUGUUGGUCUGGCUGAAUUGCACAGUCAACUCGUAGCUGUACAGCAUAACAAACUGAAUUGUCUUGCAACUAGUAACUUGCUAAGACAUCUCAGACAUUGACUACCUUUAGCUGAUGUAACGUGCCAGGUGUUAGUCAUUUACCAGUCAACACUACGUAUACACCAGAAGCCUGCUACCAAAGGUAUCCUGCGUAGAUCUUUGCUAAAGAGAAAAAAAUGUUGUCAGCUUUGUACAACAGGAAAUUGUAGGUACCUUACAUAAGAUAAUAACAACAGGACACUUAACUACACCUGAUAUCGCAACUCCUAAACUUUUGCGUCUCUUCAUACAAAUCAAACAAGAUUUGUAACUUCUGGCCAAUGGUACGUCUAGAUUUGGCUGGAAAUACGGUAGUGGGUUAACAGUCUAUCACGGCACUGCACACAAAAUAUUUUCAUCCAAAAGAACUGCCAGCACAGUUAGCAUUUGCUAAAAUGAGGGGUUUGCUUGCUAAACAAGUCUUUGCUAAUGAAAACCAGCAAGCUGAGAUAAGUGUGUGCAAGGGAUCCACUAGCAUGAGAGCUAAGCCAGUCAUUGUAUUUUGCUAACCGACGAGGAAUGACAUAUAACUUAGCUUGUUUUGUGCUACGCAAAUGAAAAAUACGUAUGAAAAUAACAGAGUACUUCAAAAUAUCUGAUAAUAAAACUCAUUAAGUUAGAAUUUACUUUGCGCAGAUUGAACGAGUUGUUUUGCUUCUAGCUAACGGUACAUCUCCAUUUAGAGACAACUGACCAAGCAAGUUAAUAUAUUUCUUUAAUUGUAAUGCAAAGUAAAGAUUUUGAUCCAAAUGAACAGUCAGCGUGGUCAACACUAACUAAAAAAACCUGCUAAAUAACUGUAUCCUCUGUAGAACUUUACCAAUGAAAAAAGGGCAAGAGCAGAUGAAUUGUUUUCCGUUACAUAUUAACGUUUUGCUAACCAGACAGUGGAGCUAGAGUUACACAAUAUGCACGUGUCCUUGUUUUGUACAGCAUGAAAGUAAAAAUUAGAAGACUUAAAAAUAUGUAGUAUUAAAACUUACAAUAUGUUGGAUAACAUAGUUCAAAUUAAACAUGUCACUUCAAGCUAAAGGUACAUGUAUGUGUUGUUGCGAUUGACAAACCAGGCUGAAGAUCUUUUUUGUCACUGUGCAGCUAACAAAGUGUUUUUUGAUUAAGGUGGACAGAAAUACCCUCAAAACUGCUAUGCGUCAUUAAAUGACCUGAUCAAUGAUUCAUGUCUUGGAAAGAAAGAUGCUUAGUUUUGUGAUUUUGACAAAAUGGUAACAUGUAAGAGACACUAACUGAGGUUAGUCCAAUGCUACAUUGCCUGAUGUAAAGUUACUUUAGGACAGUAUGUCCACUGAUGUAAAUGUAAAUGUAUAUAGUAAAUCUAAUCUGCUGUUUCUGGCAGGUUCUGCUCAGCAGUUGAGGCUCAUUACUAAACAGAGAUGAUUAAGUCAAGUGGGGAGGAGAUAUGGAUGAUGGGAAAUGUUUCGGUUUCAGAAUGAGCCCUAUUCCUCUUUGGCAGCCUGUCAUAGCACUGUACAGUUGAACUGCUCAUUCACACUGAUCACAGAUCCACCCUGCUGCCAUACAGUGGCAAGCAACAGUACAUUUUUAGAAGUCCUGGCAGUGGGUUCCUGUCAAAGAAAUACCUGUAAAUGCUGCUAAAUCACGAACUGUCCACUUCCAUACCAACCACAUGACUGUCAGGAGAGGAGGAAGCUCACUCCUCACAGAGUUACUGCUCUUUGACCCUUAAGGUUACAGAGGACUCGGCAUGUUUCUCCGUGACUUGGCAUGUCUCUGGCUUGCACUGAUGAUAGAAUGUUUCCACACCAAACCAUGUAUUACACUCGUGCAUUUCCACAGUUCAAAGUGCAUUGACUCACCUGUCUUCCUACAUCUGCAGUGGUAGACUAAGUUUACCAUACUUGGCCAGAUAAAGGUGAAGGGGAGGGUGCAGCUUUAAACUAUUGGGAUCCACCCGUUGUCAGUCCCUCUCAGAAAGUCACGUCUACCAGGCUGAUGUCACCCGUAGAAUGGAAAGACAACUUUUACACUGUUUGGAGCUAGCUACUAAACCAAACUGUUUGUAUGGCUGGUGGUUGGUCCUUCAACACAGAGACCCAUCAUAAAUUAAAUACAUGAAACAGGCUGGGAUUAUUUUUUGGCUUUUGUCAACAAAUUUCAUGAAAAGCCCCAAAUUAGCAAUGUUGUAGUUAGUUAGCCCAUCUCGUCUCCGCCCUGUCUGUGGCUUGGUAGCCCCAAAUCCUGAGGUUUCAUAAAACGGCUUAUCAAUGCACACCUUAAUUUCCCAGUAACGCUCAGGAAUGUGUGUAGUGCAAACCUCUCAUACAGGAGGAAACGGUAAACUUGCGGGAGACCGUUUGCUUAACAUGUCUUGUUUAUGGUCUUUUCAUGAAAUGUGUUGACAAAAAGAAUAUAGAAUAUCUCCUGCCUUAUAUUUAGUAAAUGCCAGUAAUAUGAAGUAGUUUAGUAAUUUACAUAUAGUAACAAAUACCUGCUCACUUGAUUUUGUCACAUGAUCCACAAUCAGUUGGAUCAAUGUGUCUGUUAAAGUGUUGCCGUUAUUCUUAUUCUUUCAACUGGAUGUUGAAACAUUGAUUUUAAUUGCUGAUCGACAAUGUUUGUUUUGGUAGUGUAGUUUCAUAAUUUUGGAGAGCUUGGAAAUGACAGACAGAGAAAAGAAGUCUUUCAUAUGGAGGAAGCUCUUAAACCAAAAAAGAUCAGCUUGAUAGCAUCAUCAACAGUAGUUCCUGUGACAUUGCAACUGCACUUAAUUUUUAAUAUCAAGGGAGUUUUCCUUUACAUUUUACUUUAUUUUUAUAAUGUGGGCCUCCAUAUAUGUGAACUGUGUUGAAAAAUGGCCACCGUCAGUGGUGUGUGUAUGGAGAGGGGGGUGAGUUCAGGGUCACUUGUUAAAAACAGACGUGUUGAAUACUUGUGCCCUAUUCAGGAAGGUAAAACAUUGCAACCAAGUUGGUGGAGAUGCAUUGUAGACCAGACACCAUUCUCUCUGUGGAGAAUGGUGUCAGCUCCGUUCUUUCCGUUUCUAUCUGUAAUGCAAAAUGGUGCAAACCCCAGAGAGAGGCCACACAUGGAUCAGUUUCACUGCAAACUGUGUCCAGGUCUGCUCUUCUGUCAUGGGAUGCGUUUCCAGGAAGCUAACUUACCACUGGUAAAUAUGAAUCUCCAGGGUAAAUGUUGUACAAAUUGCAAUUUACUAGAAUGUUCAUAAUAGAUUAUAAGAUAAUAUUAAGGGCAAUGAAUAUUAUAUUGUAUCUUUAUCAAGGGUUAUAAAUAAAGUUCCCAUGGAAAAGGUUGAAAACCUGUAUUGUGUGCUUCUUGUGAAUUGGACAUAAAUAAAGAGUAAAUGCAGAAAUGA
Molecule: messenger RNA, 5650 nt
Organism: Acanthochromis polyacanthus (spiny chromis)
Lineage: Eukaryota; Metazoa; Chordata; Actinopteri; Pomacentridae
Gene: map2k4b
Product: mitogen-activated protein kinase kinase 4b
Exons: 13
Coding region: 144-1403 (419 amino acids)
Biological process (GO): MAPK cascade; protein phosphorylation
Molecular function (GO): JUN kinase kinase activity; ATP binding
Source: RefSeq, a predicted model, not a curated record